Messenger RNA from Lemur catta (Ring-tailed lemur), 4724 nucleotides. RefSeq names its product trophinin (gene TRO). Bases 120 to 4493 code for a protein of 1457 amino acids. Gene Ontology annotation, cellular component: nucleus. Lineage: Eukaryota; Metazoa; Chordata; Mammalia; Primates; Lemuridae. The transcript has 14 exons. The record is from RefSeq and is a predicted model, not a curated record. Gene Ontology annotation, biological process: negative regulation of transcription by RNA polymerase II.
GCAGGACCACUUCCGGCCAGGGAGGGGGGGAUAAGCUCAGACCUAAGGAGAGGCUUGGAGAGAGCAGACGCCUUCUGGACUCAGGAGGACGAGGCUCAGCUGUUACUUGGCCUCCCAGAAUGAUGGAUAAGAGAAAUGACUACAGUUAUAGGAUGCCUCCAUUCCAGGGCCCUCUGCCUCCCCCUGGGAGCCUGGGGCUUCCCUUGCCUCCAGAUGUACAGACUGAGACCACAGAAGAGGACAGUGUCUUGCUGAUGCACACCCUGUUGGCGGCAACCAGGGACCCUCUGGCCAUGGACUCCUCAGUUGCCAACCGGCCUAAGAAAAGCAAGACCAAGAAGGCCCCUAUAAAGACUAUUACUAAGGCUGCCCCUGCUGCCCCUCCAGUCCCAACUGCCAAUGAAAUUGCCACUGACAAGCCCAGAAUAACUCUGCAGGUUUUAAACUUGCCAAUCAUCACCCAGAUUAGCCAGGCUUCAGCUAUCACUGAGGCAGCCAAUAUUCAGGUCUCUUCAAUCACUGCUCAGACUAAGAAAGCCAACAGGAUGAAGAAAGUUACUGCCAACACAGCCCAAGGCUCUCAAUCCCCAACUGACAGUCAGGGUGUCAAUACACAGCUCAAGUCACCUUUGCAGGUCUUAAACCUACCAGGCAUCUCACAGACUAUCCAGGCUCCAAUUGCCAGUGAGUCAGCCAAUUCCCAGGCUUUGAUAGCCUCCACCAAGCCUAAGAAAGCUUCUAAGGCCAAGAAGGUUGCAAAUAAAGCCAUAGCUAGUGCCACUGAGGUCUCACCGGCUCCAAUUGCCACCUAUACAGCUACCACUCAAGGCCAAAUUAUCAGUGAGACAGUCAAUACCCAGGCCACAGCAGCCUCCAUCCGAACCAAGAAAGCCUGUAAAGCCAAGAAGACAACUGCUAAGGCCAUGCAUACUGACACUGAGCAAAUAGAGGCUCCAAAUGUCACCAGACAGAUUGAAGCCUCAGCAGCAGCUAUCCGGCCCAAAAAAUCCAAGGGCAAGAAGGCUGCCAAUAAGGGCCCAAAUUUUGCCUCUGAAAUCUUUAAGGCCCCACCUGCCACUCAAAUGGUCACAAACCAAGCACUAGCAACCAACCUUUGGGUCAAGAGAGGGUCUAGGGCUCGGAAGACUGGCGCUAAGGCUCGGGCAACUGAAAGCCUGACUCAAAUUACUGACCAAGGGGCAAAGACCAAGAUGGCCACAGCUCAGACCAACGUAGGUGCCCUUGAGACUCAGGUUGCUGCUGCUGUCCAGGCCCUGGCAGACGACUAUCUGGCUCACUUGAGUCUGGAGCCCACAACCAGGACUCAGGGCAAGAGGAACAGAAAGUCCAGGCAUCUGAAUGGGGAUGAGAGAAGUGGCAGUAAUUACAGGCGGAUCCCAUGGGGCCAGAGGCCUCCACCACCCCGAGAUGUGGCCAUUUUGCAAGAAAGGGCAAAUAAGUUGGUGAAAUACCUGUUGGUUAAGGACCAGACAAAGAUCCCCAUCAAGCGCUCAGACAUGCUGAAGGAUGUCAUCCAAGAAUAUGAUGAAUAUUUCCCAGAGAUCAUUGAACGAGCAAGCUAUGCUCUGGAGAAGAUGUUUCGAGUCAAUCUGAAGGAAAUUGAUAAGCAAAAUAGCUUGUAUAUUCUCAUCAGCAAUCAGGAAUCCUCCGCAGGCAUACUGGGAACGACUAAGGACACACCCAAGCUGGGUCUCCUCAUGGUGAUUCUGAGUGUCAUUUUUAUGAAUGGCAACAAGGCCAGUGAGGCUGUCAUCUGGGAGGUGCUACGCAAGUUGGGGCUGCGGCCUGGGGUGAAGCAUUCGCUGUUUGGGGAAGUAAGGAAGCUCAUCACAGACGAGUUUGUCAAGCAGAAGUACCUGGAGUACAAGAGGGUCCCCAACAGCAGACCACCUGAAUAUGAGUUCUUCUGGGGCUUGCGCUCCUACCAUGAGACUAGCAAGAUGAAAGUCCUCAAGUUUGCAUGCAAGGUACAGAAGAAAGACCCCAAGGACUGGGCUGCUCAGUACCGGGAGGCAGUGGAGAUGGAAGUCCAAGCUGCAGCUGUGGCUGUGGCCGAGGCUGAGGCCAGGGCUGAGGCAAGAGCCCAAAUGGGGAUUGGAGAGGAAGCUGUGGCUGGGCCCUGGAAUUGGGAUGACAUGGAUAUUGACUGCCUAACAAGGGAAGAGUUGGGUGAUGAUGCUCAGGCCUGGAGCAGAUUUUCAUUUGAAAUUGAGGGCAGAGCCCAAGAAAAUGUGGAUGCCAGCACCAACGUCAACUUCAGCAGAGGAGCUAGCACCAGGGAUAGCUUCAGCGAUGGUGCUAGUAUUAGCCUCAGUGGUGCACCCAGCCCCAGUGGUGGCUUUGGUGGUGGAGCUGGCAUUACCUUCAGUGGUAUACCCAGCACCAGUGCCAGCUUCAGUAGUACAGCCAGCAUUAGCUUUGGUGGAACAGCCAGCACUAGCCCCAGCUUCAGCAGUACAGCCUGUAUUAGCUUUGGUGGUGCACCCAGCACCAGCUCUAGUUUUAGCAGUCAAGCCAGCAUUAGCUUUGGUGGCAUACCUUGUACCAGUGCCAGCUUUAGUGAUGGAGUCAGCUCUAGUUUCAGUGGUCCACUCAACACUAGUGCCCCUUUCAGUGGUGGAGGCAGCUCUGGGUUUGGAGACACACUCAGCACCACUGCUGGCUUUAGUGGUGCACUCAGCACCAGUACCAGCUUCUGCAGUGUGCCCACUACAAGCACAGUUUUCAGUGGUGCACUUAGCACCAGCACUGGUUUUGGAGGCACACUCAGCACCAGCAUCUGCUUUGGUGGCUCUCCCAGCUCUGGUGCCAGCGUUGGGGGUACACUCAGUACCAGUAUCUGUUUUGGUGGCUCCCCCAACAGCAACACUGGUUUUGGUGGUACACUCAGCACCAGUGUCUCCUUCUGUGGCUCUCCCAACACCAGUGCCAACUUUGGUGGUACACUAAGCACCAGCGUCUGCUUUGGUGGCUCUCCCAGUACCAGUACUGACUUUGGCGGAGUGCUCAACACCAGUGCUGGCUUUGGUGCGCUCAAUACCAGUGCUGGUUUUGGUGGUGCUGUCUGCACCAGCACCAACUUUGGCAGUACACUAAGCAACAGUGUCUGCUUUGGUGGCUCUCCCAGCACCAGUGCCAGCUUUGGCUGUGCACUCAACACCAGUGCUGGUUUUGGUGGAGCGCUCAAUACCAGUGCUGGUUUUGGUGGUGCUGUCUGCACCAGCACCGACUUUGGCAGUACACUAAGCAACAGUGUCUGCUUUGGUGGCUUUCCCAGCACCAGUGCUGGUUUUGGUGGAGGACUCAACACCAGUGCCAGCUUUGGCAGUGCACUCAACACCAGUGCCAGUUUUGGCGGUGCUGUCAGCACCAGUGCUGGCUUCAGUGUUGCACCCAGCACCAACCCUGGCUUUGGUGGUGCAUUCAGCACCAGUGCUGGCUUCAGUGGGGCACUUAGUACCACUACUGACCUUGGUGGUACUCCUAGCAACAAUAUGGGUUUUGGUGGUGCUCCCAGCACAAGUAUCAGCUUUGGUGGUGCUCCCAGCACCGGUGUCAGGUUUGGUGGUGCUCACAGCACCAGCCUCUGUUUUGGUGGAGCUCCCAGCACCAGCCUCUGUUUUGGUGGCGCUCCCAGCACCAGCCUCUGCUUUGGCAGUGCAUCUAACACCAACCUAUGCUUUGGUGGCCCUCCUAGCACCAGUGCCUGCUUUAGUGGUGCUACCAGUGCCAGUUUUGGUGAUGGACCCAGCACCAGUGCCGGUUUCAACUUUGGCAAUGCAUUAAGCACCAGUGCUGGAUUUGGUGGUGGACUGAGCACCAGCGCUGGCUUCGGUGGUGGCCUAGGCACCAGUGCUAGCUUCAAUGUUGGGCUAGGCACCAGCAUCGGCUUUGGUGGCGGACUAGGCACCAGCUCUGGCUUCAGUGGCGGACUAGGCACCAGCACUGGCUUUGGUGGUGUACUAGGUACCAGUGCUGGCUUUAGUGGAGGACUGGUCACCAGCAAUGGCUUUGGUGGUGGACUGGGCACUAAUGCUGGUUUUGGCAACACACUUGGCACCAGCGCUGGCUUUGGUGGUGGCCUCAGCACCAGCGAUGCCUUUGGCAGUGGGCCUAAUGCCGGCUUCAACAGAGGACUGAGUACCAUCAUUGGCUUUGGCAGUGGUUCCAAUACCAGCAAUGGCUUUACUGGAGAACCCAGCACGAGCACCAGUUUCAGUAGUGGACCCAGUUCUAUUGUUGGCUUCAGCGGUGGACCAAGCACUGGUGCUGGCUUCUGCAGUGGACCAAGCACCAGUGGCUUCGGAGGUGGAUUGAACACUGGAGCUGGCUUCAGCAGUGGACCAAGCACUGGUGCUGGCUUCGGCGGUGGACCAAGCACUGGUACUGGCUUCAGCAGUGGACUGAGCACUGGUCCUGGCUUUGGUGGUGGAGCCACCAGCCUUGGUGCCUGUGGCUUCUCCUAUGGCUAGUGAGGUUUCAGGUUUAUUCCCCAUGUUACCACUAAUGAAUUGCAGCAGUCUUACCCAUGGAGUCAAGGUACAUCCAUGGGAUCUUUGUCCACACAUCAGUCUAAGCAGCUAUGACCAAUCAGCUGAGGGUGACAUGCUAUGAAAAAUCUGUUUGCUGUUUCUGCUUUAUUGUUUGCUUUCUGUAUGCUGUCAUAUUUUGCUAUCAGAGUUACAUUAAAUUUGCAAAAUGAA